AGGCAGAAUAUCUUUGGACUACUAUUAAUUUACACGCUGAACUACAAGAUUCUUUGCUUGGUUUGUACGCCCCCCUUUACGCCGCAUCUUAAUAUUGUAGUUCCAAUUUUAUCCCCCUAAGCUGAUGUGAGUGUUGUUCUUGAAAAACAAGAUGUGGAUAAUUCGAAUUCCUUGCUGAACCGAGUAUCUUAGGAACUUCAUUUUGAUUCUCGAAGAUAGAGUCAACCACGGUGUCGUUUUUUUUUUAUACUUAUAGGCAACCACACCCACAGUGAAUAUUCGAUGGCAAGAUGAUCAUGUCGCGUUGCUAUCGUCAGGGAGCACGGGUCGUUGCUUUGUUGUCCUCCAAUGGCCUAUUGUGGCACCAGCAGUCCGAAGUUGAUGUUGGACUCGUCUUCGCUAGUGCGACCGCUGUUGCCACCUUGUCUAAUACCACAAAGACGACGUUUGUGAAUCAAUGCGAGGCCUCUGCGGUUUCUCAGGGUCAUGUCUGUGAACUCGUUGGUGCGGACAAGGUGAAACUCGAUGACUGCGCAAAGGCGAGCAGUAUCUCCAUUGGUACAGCGCCAGGCACGGUUACUACUAUUUUAACGAGGUACCCGGACACGGAUGACCCGGCGGGCGAGUGCUAUCGUGCAGAGCCGUACCUGCGUGGAGCAGGUACGGGCGGGACGACGGCGGGAAGCUAUCUAGAAUUAAGGCUCGAUACAACGAAUAUACUUUAUUCAUUUCAUUUCAUCCAGCAGUGGUCAACAUUUUCUUCGGCUUUUUUCCUUUCCUCCUAGUAUAGAUUGUUCCGAAGAAAUGCCUCCAAGGAAGAAAUGAGUUGCUUUGAGCUCUAAGAGAAGUAACAUAUACGUGCCUCGCGAGUGGAGGUACCGGAUCCGCUAAGUAUCUGAAUGUGCCGACCACGAAAUUCAACUCGGCCAAUGGCGACUUGCUCUAUUUGGCACUGAUGCGCGAGUCUGUUGGGGAUGCAUUUUCUUUCGGCGGUAUUGGUGCUGCCACGACUCUGGCUCCAACGACUCUGGCUCCAACGACUCUGGCUCCAACGACUCUGGCUCCGACGACUCUGGCUCCAACGACUCUGGCUCCCACAACAUUACCUCCAACGACGUUACCUCCUACCACGGCAGCUCCACCUUUGUUUUCGUUUGUUACUACGUUGCCGCCAGCAACCGCGGCGCCGGCUCUUGGUGGCCUUUCUUUUGUAGGAGGAGGAGGACCUUCAGGUCCUCCCCUGUCCUUCGUUGUGACAACGACGAUCGCACCACCACCUGGCGGUCUUGGCCUUGUUGGCGGCGGCACCAGCGUGGGUGGCGCUCGAGUCUUGAGGGAAGGAGGGGAAGGAAAAAAUGAAACGUAUUUGAAUUUAUGGCUUGCCCCAAUCCAUCUUCGGAAGCACCCCCAAGAGGCUUCUCAAGGGGAAAAGCCACCUUGGAUGCAUCUCGGGAUGGAUUUGGGUGAGCGCUAAUGAAUCAUCUGGUGUCCACCGAGUCCGACGAGUCCACAUCAUCCGCAGGUGAGAAACGUGAAUUGAGUAUUUUUGGAGGCUCUUCAGGAACAUUAAGGCAAGAACCAAGUCAGUGACCAUCCUCAGCAUCAUCCCUGGGCUCUUUUUCAAUGGGAAAAAGGGCCUGAGGAUCAUGGCCUCAGGGAUGCCACGCGGUAGCUCUAACAAGAGGGAACUUUGCUGAUGCGUAUGCUCGUUUCAUCGUCUGCAAAACGACCACAAGCACUCCUGGGCCAGCUACAACAAUGACUCCUAUAACUACAGUGGUCGUCACCACGACUCUUGCUGCUACCACCACUGUUGUUCCUGCUAGCACGGUAGCAGGGCCUGUGCGCGGGUCUUCGGUAGGAACGCCGGUUACCACAUCGACAACAGGACCAGCUACCACAGUCGGCGCGACCAUCACACAAGCUACAUCAACUACAACAUCAACGUCGAGUACUACAGCCGCGUAUAGUCCGGAUGUUGCCUAUCCCGUUCGCAUUGAGGGAAAUUAUACUUCCUUAGAAGUCCUUCCCGCUGGCGUCACGGGACCCAUACUACAGGCAUCAUCGCUCUUCAGUUAAGGCUUAAUACAGUAUAAUGCAUCUUAAUACUGUAAUGCAUCUUUUCUUUGUCGUCCUCCUUUUUUCCAAGGGAAAGAAAACACGGCAAAGAUGCUUUUGUUUCGAGAUGAAGUAUACUAUAAUUAUCUAUAUUAUAAACCAAAACUUAUUUUGAAUGCUAAACGGGAGUGACUUUACGGCUUGAGAUGUACGCAAAUCAUGGCAAAGAUGUACGGGCUAGAUGUAUACGUCUGAGAUAUAUAUCUCGAGAUAUAUAUCUUGUACGUAAAUCACGGGAAAGAUGUACUCUUGAGAUGUACUUACACCGGGGCGAUUCGUAGUAGGUUUCCAAAAUUCCACUUUUUUGAGAUGUACGGAAAUCAUGGGAAAGAUGUACGGGUUAGAUGUAUACAUCUCGCGCCGUAAAAGUGCCGCGUUUUUGAGUACAACUUUCCCGCGAUUCUGCUCCUGCUAAGGCUUUCGGCAGUACCUCAAAACCCUGAACCAACAGCACAAGCCAAGGACCGCGCUGCAUGGUCAAAAAUAAACGAAGAGCGAAGCGCCUCAGCCUGGGGCCAGUCAUCUCAUGAAGAAAAUCCGCUGCGUCUGCGUAUGUGCUACAAAAAGGACCCACAUGCAAACAAAGAAACGCAAACAGAGGCAAGCACCCAGCAGCUAUACGCUGAGCAAGUUAGCACCUGCGUGCUUUUUGGAUCAGGCGCCUGGGCUUGAGCUGGCUCAAAGGGUCAGACCUUUCAAGCAGGUCAAAAGUAGCCAGCGACUUCAUAAAGCUGCGCGCUUUGGAUAAGGGUUUCGAGCUGACUCAAAGGAUGGGGCCGCUCAAGCACUUCAAAAGUAGGCAGCAACUUCAUAAAGCUGCGCCUUUUGGAUAAGAAGCCUGAGCUGGCUCAAACUAAAAGGCUGGGACCUUUUAAGCACCUCGAAAGUGGACAGCAAUCCCAUAAGUUUGCGCUUUUAGGAUAAGGAGUCUGAGCGGGCUCAAAGGGUGGGACCUUUCAAGCAGAUCAAAAGUAGACAGCAACCUCAUAAAGUUGUGCUUUUUGGAUAAGAGGUCUGAGCUGGCUCAAAGGGUGAGACCUUUCAAGCAGGUCAAAAGUAGACAGCAAUCUCAUAGAGUUGUGCUUUUUGGAUAAGGAGUCUGAGCGGCGUCAAAGGGUGGGACCUUUCAAGCAGUUCAAAAGUAGACAGCAAUCUCAUAAAGUUGCGCUUUUUGGAUAAGUGGUCUGAGCUGACUCAAAGGGUGAGACCUUUCAAGCAGGUCAAAAGUAGACAGCAAUCUCGUAGAGGUGUGCUUUUUGGAUAAGGAGUCUGAGCGACGUCAAGGUCAAAGGGUGAGACCUUUCAAGCAGCUCAAAAGCAGACAGCAACGGCAUAGAGUUGCGCGCUUUGGAUAACAGGUCUGAGCUAAGUCAAAGGGCGACACCUUUCAAGCAGCUCAAAAGGAGGCAGCAACUUCAUGGCGUUGCGCUCUUUGGAUAAGGGGCCUGAGCUGGGUCAAAGGGUGGGACCUUUCAAGCAGGUCAAAAAUAGACAGGAAACGCAUAAAGCCACGCGCUUUGCAUAAGAGGCUGGAGCAGAGUGAAAAGGUGGGACCCUUCAAGCAGGCCAAAAGAAGACGACAGCAAUCGCAUAAAGCUGCGCGCUUCGGAUAGGAUGCCUGAGUGGCCUGAGCUGGGUCAAAAGGUGGGACCUUUCAAGCAGGUCAAAAGUGGGCAGCAAUUUCCUAGAGUUGCGCUCUUUGAGUAAGGCGCCUGACUUGACUGAGUGAAAGCGCGGGACCUUACGAGCAGGCCAAAAGUAGGCAGCAGCUUCAUGAAGUAGAGCGCGCUUUUUGAGCAAGGAGCUUGAGCAAGGAAAGGCAAAAGGCGGGACCUCUCAAGCAAGCCAAGCCAAAAGCAGACAGCAGCCCCAUGGCGUUGCGCUUUUUGGAUAGGAUGCCCGAGCUUGGUCAAAAGGUGGGACCUUUCAAGCAGGUCAAAAUUGGGCAGCAAUUCCAUAAAGCUGCGCGCCUUGAAUAACCAAGCUGGCCAGAUCUGGGCCAAAGAGCGAGACCUUUCCAGCAGGUCAAAAGUGGGCAGCAAUUUCAUAGAGUUGCGCCCUUUGAUUGUGGGAGACCUCUGAGUGAGCUGACUGAAAGGCUGGGACCUUUCAAGCAGGUCAAAAGUAGAGAGCAAUAUCAUACAGCUGCGCUUUUUGGGUGGGAGGUUUGAGCAGAGUCAAAAGCCGAGACCUUUCAAGCAGGUCACUCAAAAGUAGGCAGCAACUUCAUAAAGCUGCGCCUUUUGGGUAGGGUGCCUGCGCUGGGUCAGAGGGUGAGACCUUCCCAGCAAGUCAAAAGGGCCAGCAGCUUCACAGCGUUGCGCCGUUUGGAUGAGGGUCUUGAACUGAGCCAAAGGGUGGGACCUCUUAAGCAGCUCACAAGUACGCAGCAACUUCAUCGCGCUGCGCUUUUUGGAUCAGAAAAGAAUGGGCGCAAAGGACAAGGCCUCUCGAGUAAGCCAUAAGUAACCAGCAAGCCCAUAGGCUUGGGCCUGCUUUCUGAUCAGAAAGCUCAAGCGGCUCACAGAUUGCAUCGCCCAAGCACAUGAAAGCCGCACAGCACUGCUCGCGUGGCGUUGUUCUUGUUCACUUAGAUCAAAGCCUUGAGAUGACGCAUGCCCACACCUCUCGAGAAAGCCAGAAGCAGAUAGGGAAGCUAAGCGAUAGAGCGCAACUUGCCGUAAGCUUGGGAGGGUAAAUGGCUCACAGAGAGCACACGCGAAGCAGCUGAAGCGUAGGCAGCAACGCGACACCAUAAAGCUGCGUGAUUUGGAUGGAAAACCCAAAACGGCGCAAAGAGUAAAACCCCGCAAACAGGCCGAGAGUAGAACGGGGCCGCCCCCUAGUUCUCUCCACGGAAAAGAUCCACGGUAGACGUUCUCAUGGUGAGCGGAGUCGGGCGUAGUGCUUCGCCCACUAUGCGGAGAACCGAAAGCGACAAGCCUGGGGCCCCCCUCGUGACACUGCCAUGCCAGCCGGAGACGCAACACACUCCAAGAGUAGGGGACCCACGCCCAAAACCCGGGCCAGGGGGCGCGCGAGGUUCUCACGGUGAGCGGAGUCGACUGCAGUGCUUCGCCCAGCCACUACGCUGAGAACCGAAAACAGCAGGCCUGGAGUGAUCUGCUCAAGGAUUUGACUCUCGGCGUAUGUAUUUGGUUACCCGUUUGCCUCAUUCGUUCGAAGUAGUUCCUUUUGGGCGUUUCGGGUGCUGCCAGGGUGGGGGUUUAUGUAGCACGUAGUAGCUUGUAGCGCGGAGCUGCUUUGCUUAUUCCAUAGCCCGCCACUCUUUACGUAAUUCGUAGCACGCCGGUAGGCCGUAUGGAUUUUAUGUAACUCGUAGCAUUUGCCAGACCCUUCCGCCCUGCCCCGGCGUGUGUACACGCCGGGGGCACGUGGGCGGUAUAAUAUAUAUUCGCAAAACCGGUUAGUUUUCACCUCCACAAUAUCAGGCUUACACCGUGCAACAAUGUAUAAGGAAGCUCUAACUCAAACAGAAAAAAGCUGAAGGGCUUCGCGACGGACUCAGCUUACCCGGCCAAAAUUUGGUGGUUGAAAUCUUAUCUAUCAUGGAGUCAACGUCGCGUCUCAGAUCAUUAUCAGAAAUGAGUGAAGAAGAAGAGGAAGGUCACGAUGAUGAUGAUCGCCAUUACAGCAAGAACAGAAGCCCCGCCUCUCCUCCACCCAGAAGUACGUCAAAUAUGCUGAAUAGAAGACUGCAGUCGUCCUUUACGACAGAGUGGACGAUUUUGUUCCGUGUGGAUGCUACUAUGAAGGAGCCAGAGCGUUGCGCAGUGCCAGCUCUGGCGAAAACGAAGGGGACGGACAUUGCGGUCGCGACAAAUGCUGUCUUCAGUGAAACAGAUUGGAGUAGCGAUCCGCUUUUUGCAGGAAAUGCAAAACCUCAAGUGUCCACUGUGCUCAGUGUGGGAGUCCUUUCGCUGAAAUUGGCCAUGAACGGCGUCGCAGGUGUGUCCGCGGGAACGACGGCCUUCGAGACCCCACCUUUGUGUCCAGGGGUCACUCUGGCGCCUGUGUCCGGAUUGCUUGGCUCGACCACGGACGAUGAUUAAGGCUUCAAGAAAUCCACCUACUUGACCAGCAGCAUCUUAAUGGGCGUGUAGUUUUCCAAGCAGGGAAAAUUGUCACCAGGAUGCUCCGUAGGAUGGAUUUCUCCAAGCUCUAAGAUGAUGACACAGCGACCUCAACAGAAGAAGACAACGGCAUGGUGGUGGUUUUGAUCUUAGUUGGUGCAGCCAUUGUGGUUGGCAUUGCUUUGACCGUCCACUUUUGCCAUAAGCGAGAACAGACGACAACCCAUCAGCGAGUAUCCAAGCGAGUCAGUGUGGGAUUGGAUUCUUUAGAGAACAUGAAAAGACAGCAAGAUGGAAUCAAUGAAGACAUUGACAUCGUGGAAGAGCACACGAACGCUGCCGUGUACAAGAAAGUAAGAAAGAGUAUGGCUGCAACAAGAAAUCCAUCUUCAUCACUGUCAUCCUGGUCCCGUUUUCAAAGGGAAAAGGAGACCCAAGAUGCUGCUGAAGAUGGAUCUCGCUUAGUUCUAAAAAGAGCAUGGCUGCAGCAGAUGUCGAAGACAUCGAUGUCGAGUUGGUCAUAGAGAAAGCCGCACAGCAAAAAAUGGACGCGUUACUGAUCACAACACCAAAGGUCGUUAGGCAGUUCAAGAUGUUGCCUCAUCGGAAACAGAAACAGCAGAAGGAAGACGAGCGGAUGCAUCAAUCUGGACUGCGUGUCAUUAAGGCUCACAACACUUCAUCUUAUGAAGCAUCUUUGGGCCCUUUGUGAAGGGGACAACACGCCAAAGAUGUUGCACUUCAUCAAGAUGAAUAUACUUAUGUGCUGAGGUCUAAUGUCAGUACAGGCCAGUCUGUUCGAGAAGAUGGCAGUACUGCUAGGGUCUCUACAAUCGGAGGUCAAUUGCCUGCGGCGCGGUCUACGUUUGCCAGUGGUCGCAAUUCUUUGACACCGCGUGCCAGUGGACGAGGUAGAAUCUCAGGAGGUAUGACGCCUCGUACACGUACAAGUAGUAGUGCUCUGACACCUCGUAUGUCCGCAGUGGAGAAGCGGUUUUCGAGAGAGAAUGCACUUUUGGGAAAACGCAUCUCUAGAGAUCCUGCCGCAAUUGACCUGAAGGACUUCAUAAACCGAUCCUCACAGUCGUCAGGGUUGAGCAAUACCAGUAUUCGCAAUAAAAUGAUCGUGGAAGAGAGGUGCAGCAGACUCAGCAGGUUGAGUGCGCCAGGUGCGCAGGAGAAUGCAGAGAAGGUCCUCAUAGGGCAGGAGGCUGUCGAUGCUGAUGGAAAUAAACGGCGAUCAGGAAGAUUGUCGCCAAGACGAGUCUCACGUGGUUUAACUUCUAGAUCUAGAAGCAGGAAAUCCCCAGCUGCUAAGCCAAGAUGGUCGCGACUGCCGCAGACAGAAGACGACUUUUCCGGAGUACCUCUGGCAGAGGACGUACAGAGGGAAGAGGAGCGUCUGUCUGCUCUGGAACAAGAGACUACAGAAGCAGAUGGAGGAAGGACCAGCCAAGAAACGGAUGCAGGAGCACAGGAAACAGCUGGUGAAAAACACAAAAAGAAAACCAAAGGCAAGGGUAAAAGAAAGAAGAAACACGCUGAAGAGCAAUACAAGGACGAUGGAAACACAACGAAUCAGAAACCAAGGAGAGCAGACAAGGUGUUGCCAGAGAAAUUCGAAGCUCCUGGGAUCAUCAAAAAGGAUGGCGAAGACGGAGAAAUGGCACGGAGUUGUUUGAUGGGUAAAGCAGGUACUACUGGCGCUGGCGGUCGCCGCAUCCUUGUACCAGACGCAAACAUACAACAACAUGCUUGGGGAAAGCAUCCGCAUGAUCAAGAGCAAGAACGGGAUAAUGUUAAUAUUGAUCCACAUCCAGCAACCUCUACUGUAGUAGAAACACUCAUAGACAUAGACAACCAUGUUGUGCACCAAGAUCGUGGAGACGAGGGUAAUGAUCCGAUGCCCGAGCCUGAUGAAAGUGAUGGAGAAGGACAGAACGUGAAUAUUACGAUAGGUCGUGGAACAGGAACUGCUCCUAGUGGAGACACAGCUCGCGGAGGUCAAGGUGCGCCACGGCCAGUUAAGGUCAACAUUUAGUAUCCAUCUUUCUCGGCAUCUUGGUACCCUUUUGUUUCCCUUGUGCUUAUUCUUUUCAUGGGAAACAAAGUGGUCGAGAUGCGAGGACCUAGAUGAAUAAAAGCCGACUCUAAGCCAGAGCUGAGUCCAAGAGGGGCAAAGGCAGAGGGCGAGCAAAUACCACAUAAAAAGAAGGCAAAAGCAAAAGUCAAAAAAGUCGCGAAGAAAGGAAGUAAAGCGGCAAAAGAUGAGGAGUAGGGGAAGUGAGUUGGUCAAUAUUCCAUGCAAGAAAUUAUGAGUUUGAAUUCUUUGAAAACGCAAAAUGAAUACUUUUUGAUUUGUAAGAGCCGGUUUGCGUAUCCGAAAAAUAAUUGCCAUCACGCAAGUAGGAGUAGUCUCUCUUUGGAAACGCCAGAUACUUUUUGAUUUUUAAGAAUCGGUUUGCGUAUCCGAAAAAUGAUUGCUAUCACGCAAGUAAGAGUAGUCUCUCUUUGGAAACGGAUGAAGAUUUAGUAACUACUGCAACUUUGAAUUGUUUAUCAUGUAUAGAAAACAUGUAGCUUUUUUCAUGCAGAUUGAGAGCACGGGAAGGUGAUACAAUAGAAGAGCAUUAGCAUUUCAAUGUAAUUGGACCACCGAUUAAACAGAUCUUGUAGUUGGGCGUUUGCGCACGGUUAUCUUUCGACGAGGGUUGAGUACUCAAUUCUAGGAACAGGGAAAAAGUUAGACGCGUGCGUUGCAUUUGCAGCAGACGAGAUGGCUAAGGAAUGAUGUGAACAGCAAUGUGCCGCCUUGUUACAACAAUACUUGAUGAAUUUGAACAGAACUUGAAGAAUAAAACUCUGAGUUUGCGCGUCAUGGAUGAUAAGUGCUUCUUUUCCACCUUCUGAGAAAGCAACAAGG
Molecule: messenger RNA, 9135 nt
Organism: Amoebophrya sp. A25
Lineage: Eukaryota; Dinophyceae; Syndiniales; Amoebophryaceae
Source: the annotation of a GenBank genome assembly